Messenger RNA from Chrysoperla carnea, 1575 nucleotides. Its product is annotated as myrosinase 1-like. Gene Ontology annotation, biological process: carbohydrate metabolic process. The transcript is spliced from 7 exons. Lineage: Eukaryota; Metazoa; Arthropoda; Insecta; Neuroptera; Chrysopidae. Gene Ontology annotation, molecular function: beta-glucosidase activity. The record is from RefSeq and is a predicted model, not a curated record. The coding region runs from base 1 to 1575 and encodes 524 amino acids.
AUGAAGUUUUACCUCUUAUUGUGUAUUGCAACGGUUGCACAAGCAGCCAACGCUCAAACUUUCAGAGAAACAAGAGAAAAAGUUGCAGAACUAAUAGAAAAAUAUAAUGUUAAGUUUGGGGUCUCCUCAUCGGCAUUUCAAUAUGAAGGGGCAUGCAAUGAAUCGGGGAAAGGUGAAACUAUGUGGAGCCGUUUUACCCACGAACAUCCAGAAAAAAUUCACGAUCACUCGACAGCCGAUAUUAGUGUAGAUUCAUAUCAUAAUCUCGAACGAGAUAUAAAUAUGCUGAAAUUUUUGGGUGUACACUUUUAUCGCCUCUCAAUAUCAUGGUCCAGACUCUUACCCACACCAAUAUUGCAUGAUGGUGUUAGCCAAGAAGCGUUACAGUAUUAUCACAAUUUAAUUGAUCAAUUAAUCGCAAAUAAUAUCACACCAAUAGUAACAUUAUCACAUUUCGAUUUGCCAAUCAGUGUGAGCGAUUUAGGUGGAUGGACAAAUGCAGAAACCAUCGAUUAUUUUGUGCAUUUUGCAAGAAUUGUAUUUGAUAAUUUUGCUGAUAAGGUGAAUGUGUGGGUCACUAUCAAUCAGCUCGAUAUUGCCUGUGCUUUCCAAUAUGGAUUUGAUCCACUUCCGCCCUCUAAGGAAGAAUCAGGAGUUGCUGUUUAUUUAUGUUUGAGAAAUACAUUUAUGGCUCAUGCUAAAGUUUAUCAUUUAUAUAAACAGAAGUAUAAUGAAAAAAAUCAAGGUCUUAUUGGGUUGGUUACAAGACUAGAUUUGUUCGAGCCAAUGUCAAAUUCCACCGAAGACUUGGAGUUUAUACAAAUGUUCCGUAAAAUUAUUAGUGGAAUUUACUGGGAUCCAAUUUUUUCGCAACAUGGUGAUUAUCCAGAAAUUUUUAAAGAAAAAGUUUCCAAAAAAAGUAAAGAGCAAGGAUUUCAUAAAUCACGAUUAACUUUAUUUACAAAGGAUGAAGUUGAAUACAUUCGUAAUACUUCGGAUUUUUUUGGUUUGAAUUAUUAUACUCCAAAUAGAAUUUAUAGGAAUCAAAAAGACGCGAAUAUUACGGUAGGAGACAUAAAAUUCAAUAUUAAAAUACCAUCUUUUUUGGAUGACAUUAAUUAUUAUUUUGCUCCACCUGAUCCAAAUUGGGAACCAACAGAAAAUCCACGAAUAAUGGAUUAUCCAGAAGGUUUGAAGAAAGUUUUGCUGUAUAUAAAAAAUACGUACAAUAAUCCAAAAGUUCUUAUUAUGGAAAAUGGAUGCGCAACAGCUCGAGAUACUUUGGACAACUACAAUUGUGUGAAAUAUUUUAAGGGUCAUUUGGAUGCACUUUACGAUGCGGUUGUAAAUGAAGGCUGUAAUGUACAAUCGUAUGGCAUUUGGAGUUUAAUGGAUAGUUUUGAAUGGAUUGAAGGUUACGUCUAUCGAUAUGGGUUAUUUCGUACCAAUUUUACUGAUGCAAAACGUUCUACUCAACCAAAAGCAACAGCGUACUUCUUUAAAGAAAUUUUGGAUGGGUUUCCAAAGAUCCAUUUAUUAAUCCUGAAGAAGUCCAAAGCAGCUCCUCGAAAUUAG